ACAAGAUCGAGGCCCUACGAGUAUGGCCCGAGCCCACCAACACCACGGACGUUCGUUCAUUCAUGGGGUUGGCGGGCUACUAUCAGCGAUUCAUCACCGGAUACUCGAGGAUUGCUACACCUAUGACGAGAUUAAAAUCGCCAAAGGUGCCAUUCGUAUUCGAUGACGACGCACGCCGGUCAUUCCAAGCACUUAAGACGGCUAUGCUCAUGGCACCCGUCCUUAGCAUCUAUGACCCCACCCUGCCUAUGAGAGUGGCGGCUGAUGCUUCUGGCUAUGGCAUUGGGGCAGUCUUGGAACAGCACGACGGCGACGACUGGCACCCUAUGGAGUAUUUCAGCCACAAAGUGCCUCCCAUCAACUCGCUUGAUGAUGCAAGGAAGAAGGAGCUGCUCGCAUUCGUCAUGGCUCUCAAGCGAUGGCGGCACUUCCUCCUUAGGCGUUGUAGGUUCACAUGGGUUACGAACAACAAUCCAUUGACCUACUACAGGACGCAUGAUACGGUGAGAAGCACGAUCGGACGAUGGAUGUACCUCAUCGACCAAUUUGACUUCACACCGAAACAUCUUCCCGGCCUCUCCAAUCGCGCAGCAGAUGCACUCUCGCGAAGACCUGAUCUUUGCGCUAUGACACAUCAUGCCUUCGCAUUCGACGAGGAGCUCCAGCGACACUUCAUCAGGGGCUAUGAGUCCGAUCCAGACUUUGCCACGCUAUAUGCGCAGCUAUCUUCGGAUCACCCGCCGGCCAGCCACUAUCGCAUCGCCGAUGGGUACUUGCUCCUACACUCGCGGGGCAAGGACUUACUAUGUGUCCCACGCGACCGCCGUCUUCGGACUCGCCUCCUCGGCGAGUAUCAUGAUUCGCGACUCGUCGGCCAUUUCGGAGUCAACCGCACUAUUGCACGGCUUCGACAGCGAUUCCGAUGGCCCAACCUCAUCACCGAUGUAACGAGCCAUGGUGUACCGGAAGACAUAGUCAGCGACCGCGACACUCGCUUCAUGUCGACAUUUUUCACUGCUCUCAUGCAGGAGUCCGGCACGAAGAUGAAGCCAAGUUCGGCUCGGCAUCCACAGACAGACAGGCAGACGGAGCGGGCACAUCAAACCGCUCAAAUGAUGCUUCGUACGCUCAUCCGUCCGGACCAGAAAGAUUGGGUUGACCGCCUCCCCGACAUCGAGUUCCCCUACAAAACUUCGAUGCACCCGGCGAUCGGCGUGACUCCAUUCGAGUUGCACCACGGUGGACAGAAAGGCCGUAUCUUCGCCAACCUUCUCCUCCCACAACCAGCCGACAUCGAUGCCGCUUGUUCUCCCGCUUCCGUCCGGAAGUACAGAGAAUUGCUGGCUCAAGCCUGCGCGAAUAUGCAAAAGGCUCAAGUCCACAUGCAGCAGCAAGCCAACAGGCAUCGCGUGCCAUGUCCCAUCUACGCCGGCGACCUGGUUUGGGUUUCCGCGGAAGAGUUUGCACUGGAACAGGAUGUCUCACGCAAACUGCUUCCCAAGUGGUUUGGACCAUGGCCCGUAACAUCAGUCGCGGGCGAUGAGCCCGAGGGCCCUUCAUUUGUGAUCAACAUCCCCCCGCAUCUGACGGUCCAUCCAGUCUUUUACGCCUCAAAGCUGGCAACAUACACGCCAGCUAAGAGCGAAAACUUUCUGGGCCGACGAUCGCAGGACCCUCCUAUGGAUGGUCAUCAGGAAGUUGACCGUGUCAUCACCGAUCGCAAGUACGGCAGCAAGCCGCGACAGUACAAAGUUACAUUCAAAGCCUGCGAUCGCGACAACACUCGGUGGAUUUCAGGAGCAGAUUUGAAAGCAUCCGCACCGCUGAUCUACGCGCAUUAUGAGAAGCAAAGGUUAGCUCAGGAAGCUUUACGACCAGCCCCUCCCACCCGAACUGUGGUCCCUCCCUCAGACAGACAGCUUCGCCGUCGCAGGUAAGCUCGGUCGUUCAAGGAGGGGGGGGGGUGGCAUACUGCGUAGCCACACGGGC
This is a messenger RNA of Chara braunii, 1989 nucleotides long. The record is from the annotation of a GenBank genome assembly. Lineage: Eukaryota; Viridiplantae; Streptophyta; Charophyceae; Charales; Characeae.